AUGACUGAAUCCGAGAUCCAAAAGGGAGACCAAGUCUCAUGGAACUGGGGCUCAGGAAACCCUGGUGGCAAGGUCGCCGAGGUCAAGGAACAAGGCGAGAUUGCUAUCGAGUCUAAUCGCGGCAACACCAUUAAGAAGAACGCUGAGCCUGAGAACCCGGCUGUUCAUAUUGAGCGGUCGGGAAACGAUGUAGUGAAGCGCGCCUCUGAGCUCAACAUUGAGAAGAAGGCUGACGGCGCCAACGGCCAGUCCAAUGGCGAUGAGAAGGAAGAGGAGAAGGAAGACAAGAAGGAAGAACUCGAGAAGGUGGAAGACAAAAAGGAAGAGUCUGAGAAGAAGGAUGAGAAGCCGGCUGAUCCCAAGUCCAAGGAUGAGGAGAUGAAGGAUGCCCCAGCUACCGAGAAGGAGGAUGUGAAGACAAAUGGCGAGUCCAAGGAUGAGGCCAAGGAUGAGUCUAAGACUGAAUCGAAAGAUGAACCCAAGGACAACGCCAAGGAAGUCAAAGACGAUGCCAAAGACGAGGGUUCUACCGAUGAAUCCGCGACAAGGGCCGACGAGGCAGAAGACAGCGCAAAGACCGGCUCAAAGCGCAAAGCCGAAGACAGCCCCGCGAAAGAAACCAACGGCGAUUCUAAAAAGGCCAAAACCGACGACGCCGAAACCGAGGAAAAGCCUAGGCCCAAGAAAGUAGGUCGCCCACCAAAGGACAAGAAGGAGCCUGCGAAGAAGAGGGAGCCAAAGAAAGCUGCUACUGCUGAUGGGCAGCCAAGACGCAGUGGCAGGAACAGGUCGUAG
Plenodomus lingam JN3 is the source of this 795-nucleotide messenger RNA. RefSeq lists its product as uncharacterized. The record is from RefSeq and is a predicted model, not a curated record. NCBI's taxonomy places the organism in Eukaryota, Fungi, Ascomycota, Dothideomycetes, Pleosporales, Leptosphaeriaceae.